GCCGCUGUCCCGUUUCGCGGGCCUGGCCGCUGCGGGUUGAGAUGCUCACUCCAGCCCGGGGAUUGACAGGCCUUUUCGCAGGAGGCGGAGGAGGCGGAGGCAACCAUAGCAGACACUGAGAGGCAGUCGUGAGAAGCCUGGCAGGUCGCCGCCGCCUCUGCCUUGCAAUCCGCAGCCAUCCUGACCCCCGAGCCCCCGAGCUCCCCCGCCAGCCGGCUCCCCAGGCACAUUUGGCUCCCUACAACCACAACAGGCAGAUCGGGAGCGGCGCAGAGAAAUUUCUUUACUAGAUGACAUUUCAUCGCAAUGUCCGAUCGUUUGGGGCAACUUACCAAGGGAAAGGAUGGGAAAAGCAAGUACUCCACUCUCAGCCUGUUUGAUAAGUAUAAAGGAAAGUCAGUAGAAGCUAUCAGGACCACAGUUAUUCCUAGACAUGGCUUACAGAGUCUUGGGAAAGUUGCUGCUGCCCGGCGCAUGCCACCUCCUGCCAAUUUGCCAAGUUUGAAGUCUGAGAACAAAGGAAACGACCCUAAUAUCAUCAUCGUACCCAAGGACGGCACAGGAUGGGCAAACAAGCAGGACCCGCCAGACCAAAAGAGUUCCAGUGCCACGGCCGCACAGCCGCAGGAGUUGCUGCCGCAGCAGGAUUUGCAGAAAUCUGUCUCCAGUUUACAGAAGCUGACGCAGUCAAUCAGCCAGGAGAGUACAAAUUCAGUGCCAGGUGGACCAAAGUCAUGGGCACAGCUGAAUGGAAAGCCAGCCGGACCAGAAGGUGGUUCAAGGGCCUCAAGCCGACAGUUAUCCUUCUCUCCCGAGGAGUUUCCAACGCUGAAAGCAGCUGGCAAGCAGGACAAGGCUGGCAAAGAAAAGGGCGUCUUAGAUCCGUCGUAUGGGCCCGGACCAAGCCUCCGCCCCCAGAAUGUCACGAGUUGGAGGGAGGGCGGUGGCAGAAAUAUAACCCCUGCUGCAUCUUUGACCGCCUCCCUGGCUGAGCUGGGCUGCAAGACCUCCAGCGCAGGAGACGGAGCCCCCUCCUCAGCAAACUCUAGUGACCUUAAGGAGCCCUCUCUCCGCUCAACUCAGCCGAUCCGCAAGGGGGCUUCGCAGUUCACGGCCAAUGCCUACCAACCCCCAACUUACCAUGACAUGCUACCAGCUUUCAUGUGCUCAAACCAGCCAUCUGAGACUCCUGGGCCAGUGGACCGCGGGUCCUUCCCCCUCCCACAGUUUCGCCUGGAGCCCCGUGUCCCUUUCAGACAAUAUCAGACCAAUGACCAAGAUGGAAAAGAAAACAGGCUUGGGGUCUUGCGCCCUGCCCGGCCGCAAGGGGAGCGGGUUCCCCGGCCCACUAUCAUCAACGCAGAGAACCUGAAGGGGCUGGAUGAACUUGAUAAUGACGCAGACGAUGGAUGGGCAGGGAUCCAUGACGAAGUGGAUUACUCUGAGAAACUGAAGUUCAGUGAAGAUGAAGAGGAGGAGGAGACUCAUAAGGACGGGAGGCCAAAAUGGAACACCUGGGACCCCAGAAGGCAGCGGCAGCUCUCCAUGAGCUCGGCAGACAGCACAGAGGCCAGGCACCCCCCAGAAGAAGCAAAGAACUGGGGCGACUUGGUUGGCCUGUCUCGGCCAAUCCGUAAAGGACCAGAUAACUUGCCUCCCUCAGGGAAAGUGAAUGGCUGGGCUCCCCUUUCAGACUAUCAGAAACCUUCACUGGGGGGCCUCCGGCAGCAGUCUUCUGAGGACAAAGAGGAGAAGCUCCCCCUGAGGCAGAAGUUUGUCCACUCUGAGAUGUCCGAGGCUGUCGAACGGGCCCGUAGGCGGCGGGAGGAGGAGGAGCGGCGAGCGCGGGAGGAGCGACUGGCCGCUUGCGCUGCCAAGCUGAAGGAGCUGGAUCAGAAGUGCAAGCUGGCACAGAAAGCUGGAGAUAGCCACAAGCACGUGGAGAACGAAGAGCCCAGGCCCGCCAUCGUGGAGAUGGUCAGCCCGCCAGAGAACAGCCAUGCCACCCGGAGAGCAAACCCUGAGUUUCAUGCCCAGGAAACUUCUUCCCCUCCUGCUUACCUGGAGGAGGAAACUCUGGCCACGUCGGCAGCACACCGGAGCAGCAGUGAGGAGGAGCUCCGAGAAGCCGUGUCCCCCGCACAGGAAUUCAGCAAGUACCCAAAACUGCUUCCCCCACGAUUCCAGCGGCAGCAGCAACAGCAUGACCAGCUGUACAAAAUGCAGAGCUGGCCGCAGUCCCAGGUCUAUCCUCCCUCCUCCCACCCUCAGCGGACCUUCUAUCCACCACAUCCACAGAUGCUGGGCUUUGACCCCCGUUGGAUGAUGAUGCCUUCCUACAUGGACCCUCGCAUGGUCCAGGGUCACCCCCCGGUGGAUUUCUACCCCUCAGCCCUUCAUCCCUCAGGGGCCAUGAAGCCGGCGGUCCAGCAGGAUUCCCUGACCAAUAGCAGCUGCCUGUCGAAGGAGCAGAACAGCCAGCCCUCCAUGCAGCAGGAGAGGAAAGCUGUGUCUGGGGAGACCGCUCCACCAGUGUGGGGUCAGGAGAGCUACACUCCCUCUCAGGGCAAAGGCUGCCCCAUUUCCCGCCUGAAACAGACAGAGGGCAUGGCCAGCGAAGGACUGCACGCCAGGAACAACAGCUCCUACUCAUCGCGUAGCCCCAGCAUCAACCCUGCACGUGACCUGUUUGAGGAGUCCUCCAGGGAAGAUUACUUAAACAUCUUCGACAAGAAGCCCCAGGCCAAUUUUGACAGCUACAUCGGCUCCACCCAAAGGCUGAGCCAAGACAAUCUCUUCCCACAUCAAGAGUGUGCCCCUUCCGUUAGCACUGCGGACCCUCACCACACCAACCUGAGGAGCUCCUCCUUGGAAGCCAGCUUGGCCCACAGCGAUAAGAAGCCAGAGUACAAUGGCUGGGAUACCAGCCAUUAUCAGAAAUCCUCGGAUGGGACGGCUUCUGCAAAUGAAGAGGCCUGCCGAGAUGAGCAAUCCUUUGGUGCUGAGGCAUGGAAGAAAGACGGGCCUGCCAGCAAGCAGGCAACUGCCAAGCCAGGGUGGGCUUCUGAGAGCCGAAAUGCCAGCAGCCAGCAGCAACAGCAGCACCAGGAGCAGACAGGGAGGGCUCGAAGAUCUGGCCCGAUUAAGAAGCCGGUCCUGAAGGCUCUCAAAGUUGAAGAGAAGGAGAAAGAGCUGGAAAAGGUGAAAGCAGAUGGUGAAGAGGCCGUCCCUCCCCCACCAAAGGAGAAGGCCCCGAUUCACAAGGCUCAGGAGGAGGAGGAGGAGGAGGAGGAUGACCAUGAUUCUGCUGCGUUGCUCCAUUCUGCCCGCUUCCACUUGCUGGACGAGAAGUACCCCUCUCGGACAGUGGUCCAAGAAGCUGAGAAGCCAUGUGAGGAGGAGGAGAAGGAGGAGGAGGGGGAAGAGCAGGAAGAGGAGGAAGAGGAAGAGGAGGAGGAGAAAAACGGGAAAGUCUGGGAGGCCAAGCCUCAGUCAAGGGAGUCCAGCGACUUGCCCCCCACCAAAAGAAACAACUGGAUAUUUAUUGAUGAGGAACAAGCCUUCGGUGGAAGGGGCCAGGGACGUGGUCGUGGCUUCCGGGAGUUCACCUUCCGAGGCCGUGGCAAUGCUGUGGGCUGUGGCAGUGGCAACAUCAGUAGCCGGGUUGCCUACAACAGCAACAGCACUGGCGUCUGCAGUGCUCAGCGAAGUAGCAGAGGGCGGCCCCUGAGGGAAUUCAACCAGCCAGAAGAGUUCCCACGAGGGAAGCUUAGGCGCAGGAUUGCCAGUGAGACCCACAGCGAAGGUUCAGAGUAUGAGGAGCUGCCCAAGCGCCGCCGCCAGCGGGGCUCUGAAAACAGCAAUGAGGGCUCCCUUGCAGAAAGGGAGGAGAGCGACCUCAAGAAGGGAGACUUCCGCGACUCCUGGCGGUCCAACAAGAUCUAUUCGGAUGACCAAGGCACCCUGGAUGCCAGAGCGAGGGCCCCACGAGCUUUCGGGCGCUCGCUACCCCCGAGACUUAGCAAUUCCGGGUAUGGGCGAAGAGGCUUUGCUUCCAAGGAACCUUCCCAGUGGCAGGGCCGGAAUGGGGGGAACACGUGGCAGGAGUACAGCCACGGCACACCUCUGGACACCUUUGGGGCCAGGCGCCUGUCUGAGAGGGACUAUGGCCAAGACUCAUAUAAGCACCCAGACUCCUUCACCCGGCAGGCCAUUGAGGAGGAUCCAUUAGACAAGAGGCACUACUUCCAGGAGGAUUACGGGGGUGAUCCCGAGAAUGCUGAGAACCGUCCUUUCCGCCGCCGCCGCCCACCUCGUCAGGACAAGCCUCCCCGGUUCAGGCGCUUGAGGCAGGAGCGUGAGUCCAUGGGGCAGUGGAACCCGGAAGACAGCGGAACCAACCUCCUAGCUUGCCAGUGGCCAGGGAGAGCCAAGCUGACCAUGAUGGAUCGGGGUGGUGCCACUACCAGGAGGUCUCCUGAGCUGCCCUACCAGAACUCCUCUGACCAUGCCAAUGAGGAGUGGGAGACGGCCUCUGAGAGCAGCGACUUCAGCGAGAGGCGGGAGAGGCGCGGUGGCAGUGCCAUCUCGGAGGGCGAGGCCCAGCUGGACGGCAAUCUCUCCAGCAGUGGCAUGGGGGAGAAGAGGGAGCUGGCCAAGAGAAGCUUCUCCAGCCAGAGACCCUUAGUGGAUCGGCAGAGCCGGAAAGCUGAUUCGACUGGGUUUGGGGAGAAAGCUGUGAGAGCUGGUGGGAAUGGAGCAGCCUCCUGCUACGAAAGCCAGCAGAUGAAUGGGGCACAGAUAAAAACCAAAAGAUCUCCUGAAGACAGUGGGGGGCUUGACCCCAGCAGUCCUGAGAGCAGCCAUUCUGUUUACGGCUCCCAUGCUAACCUGAACAGCACCGAAGGGCUGGGAAAGAAUCCAGAGAGGGAGCCCAAGUCUGGAACCCAGCAGAUGGGAGAGAAGGGAGAGGCCAUUUCUCAGUUUGAGCUGAGCUACGGAAAUGGUAUCAUGGAUGGACGGCUUUCGGGCCCCGCUGACGAGACGGAAGUUGGACCGAUUGGGAGCGAAGGCUUCAUUGAGGUCCUGACAAAGAAGCAGCGGAGGUUGCUGGAGGAGGAGCGACGGAAAAAAGAGCAAGCAGCCCAGGCUCCAGCCAAGGGCCGCGUCCUUCAGUCUCGUAUCCCACCUCGCUUUGCCAAGAAACAGAGCAGCAUGUGCCUUGAGCAAGGAGAUGUUUCAGUUUCUGGAAACAGCCUGGGCACGGAGAUCUGGGAGACCAACAGUCCAGCACUCUCGGUUCAGUCACCUAGCACAGAUUCCUGGAGCAAACCCGUCAAUGCCUUUACCAGUAACGAAUCCAGCUCCACCGAGCAGGGAUUUAAAGGCAGCCAGGGGGAUAGUGGCAUUGACCUGAGCGCCGAGUCGCGGGAAUCCUCUGCCACUUCUUCCCAGCGCAGCUCUCCAUAUGGCACUCUCAAGCCUGAAGAGAUGAGUGGAGGUGGCCUGGUGGACCCCAAAACUGACUGCCAGAAAGAGCAAGCGCCAAAGCAGUCAGAUAAAAAGGAUUCAGAGCAAAGCCUGGGUCAGAGCAAGGACCACAAGCCCGGCCCAAUUGGCAAUGAGCGUUCCCUGAAAAACCGGAAAGGCUCUGAAGGAGCGGAACGCCUUGAAGGCAGCGUCCCCCCGGUCAAUGGAGUGGAGAUCCACGUGGAAUCGGUCCUUCCUGUGCCUCCCAUUGAAUUCGGAGUAAACCCUAAAGAUUCAGACUUCAGCCUGCCCCCUGGACCGGCCUCCAGUACCGCAGCUAACUCGGUCACAAAGCUUCAGGACGCCCUGGCCAGCAACGCUGGGCUCACACAAACCCUCCCUGUGCUCCGAAGAGACCACCACCUUCCGCGGUGCAUCGGCCUGAAUCCCAUGUCUUACCCCACGACUGACCUCACUCUUAAAAUGGAAUCAGCCCGCAAAGCUUGGGAAAACUCCCCCAGUCUCCCGGAACAGAGCUCUCCUGGGGGUGCUGGCUCCGGCAUCCAACCUCCUGCCAGUGUUGGGGCUUCCAACGGCGUGAGCUACAGCUCCUUUGGUGGCGUUUCUGUACCGCCAAUGCCUGUGGCAUCUGUGGCACCAUCUGCUUCGAUCCCAGGACCGUUAUGGCAAAGGAGUGCAGAAGUAGGAUUCUGGAGUUCAGUAUGGGGUGGGACCCCUGUAUCUUUGAUGGCCGGGUGGAAGGGAGAUGGUAACCACAUCCCACCCCUGUAUCUAGAUGGACACGUCUUUGCCAGCCAGCCACGUCUCGUCCCCCAGACAAUACCCCAACAGCAGAGCUAUCAGCAGGCUGCAGCUGCUCAGCAGAUCCCCCUCUCUCUUCACACAUCCUUGCAAGCCCAGGCUCAACUCAGUCUGAGAGGCGGCCUUCCUGUUUCACAGUCCCAGGAGAUCUAUAGCUCAAUCCAGCCCUUCAGGUCUCAGGUCUACAUGCAUCCCAGCCUCUCCCAACCCAACACCGUGGUCCUGACUGGGGGCACUGCCCUGAAGCCUCCAUAUUCCGCCUUCCCAGGCAUGCAGCCUUUGGAAAUGGUGAAAACUCAAUCCGGAUCCCCUUAUCAGCCAGUUAACGGGAGCCAGACCCUGGUGUAUGAAGGCCAGAUCAACCAGGCUCCCGGUAUGGGAGCCUCACAGAUGAUGGAAUCGCAGCUUACACAGCUAACAAUGUCAAUGCCGGGCUCCCAGCUCCCGAUGGCCCGUUACGGUUCUGGCCAACAGCCCCUGUUAUUGCCACAGUCCAUCCAGCUCCCCCAAGGCCAGAACCUGUCUGUUGGAGCUCCUCGCAGAAUUCUCUCGCCUGGCUCUCAGCCGCCUGUCCUUGCUUCGAGCAGGGAGGUAAGGACCCACAGGUCCUCGCAUGUAGAAAUGAAAGGAUUCCACUUUGCAGACGCAAAACAGAAUGCUCCCACAGCAGGGUCUAUUCCAUCGCCUCACACAUACAGGCCUAAUUCUGCCAGCCCCAGUGGGAAGCCCUCUGGAUCGGCCAUCAAUAUGAACUCUGUGCAGGGGCAUUACAUUCAGCAGCAGGCAAAACAGCGACUGGACGAAAGCAAAGGCAGCCUUGGAGUGGUGAAACUACCAGAGCCCCCUACUGCCAGUCUGAUUAAACCGGUGCGCACGGGAGCCAUCAAGCCUCAGGCGGUCAAAGUGGAGGAGAGCAAGGCCUAAGCAACUAUGCCACCAACCCACCCUCUUCCCCAGCCCCAGGAUGCCAGUCAGCUUUGUUAUACUCCACACACACACCAUAGAAAGAGAGAGUGAGAAGGCUCUGCAAAUCACUCCACAUUUUCCACCCUGGCCACCGGCUGUGCUGAGACUCCUUUCCACCCUCCCCGGCUUUACUGCAACUUAUCUGUCAGCUGCCUGAAGCGUUGGUCUCGUCAGAGUCCUCCUCCCAACAAAGCAGUUCUUUUGAGCCGUGGAUUUUGAUGUGGACCUGCUUGCUUUCAAAUGACAACAACAAAAGGCAACCAUUCCUGCUGUACCGCUGCUGCUGCCCCCCCCUCCCUGAAAAUGACUUGAGUGGCUCUGGUGGCUUUUGUUCUUUCCUUUUCCUUGCUCCCACUUGCAAAUAGCAGUGACCACUUUUGGAGGGAUAGAGCUCGCCCUUCUCUUGUGUCAGCUGAGCGGUAACGAGAUCAGGAGUGUGCUGGGAGAUUUUAUUUUAUUUUUUAAUAACAAAAAAAACAGGCCUCCAAGGUUUUUAAAGCAAAACAGGAUGCUGUGUCUUUGUUUUUAUAGCAGGAUGUUUCUAAGUUCACUUGCAUUUCCUUCUCUUCUUGUCUUCUACUCUUUGCCUUCUGAAAAAUGACACCCCCCCCCAAAUCUAAAUCAUGUUCCUGGGUGCUCCCACUUUGGGCAGAGGGGAUGUAGGGAAAACAGUUCCUGUGUGAUAUGUUGAGCUUUCUACACUUCUUUUAAAUUGAGGCUGUGU
Molecule: messenger RNA, 7981 nt
Organism: Lacerta agilis (Sand lizard)
Lineage: Eukaryota; Metazoa; Chordata; Lepidosauria; Squamata; Lacertidae
Gene: PRRC2B
Product: proline rich coiled-coil 2B
Exons: 33
Coding region: 307-7215 (2302 amino acids)
Biological process (GO): cell differentiation
Source: RefSeq, a predicted model, not a curated record